Molecule: messenger RNA, 192 nt
Organism: Cylicostephanus goldi
Lineage: Eukaryota; Metazoa; Nematoda; Chromadorea; Rhabditida; Strongylidae
Source: the annotation of a GenBank genome assembly
CCGAUGGAUGCAAUCUGUCACUUUCUUAUGGUCUGGUACUAUUGCACGUUGACUAUCCGAGAAAGUAUCCUAAUCAUCAAUGGCUCCAGACUUGGAGCUUGGUGGGUGGCUCAUCAUUACCUCGCAUGUGUUAUCGGUGGAGUCGCUCUUACCUGGCCUGACGAUGCUGCUUAUCAAUUGUCCCAAAAGUGA